Colletotrichum chrysophilum is the source of this 1053-nucleotide messenger RNA. RefSeq lists its product as uncharacterized. The coding region runs from base 1 to 1053 and encodes 350 amino acids. The record is from RefSeq and is a predicted model, not a curated record. NCBI's taxonomy places the organism in Eukaryota, Fungi, Ascomycota, Sordariomycetes, Glomerellales, Glomerellaceae. The transcript is spliced from 2 exons.
AUGUUGCGCAAACGGGCGACAGAGGCUCUGCCUUGGUCGUCUUCUCAACCCGUAGGACUCGGGGCGACGUUGCGCGCGAGGGCCAUCGAGGCCUUCAAGGCCGCGAAGCCGGUGCUCCUGCGGGCCCUUGAACAGGCCCAGCGCUGGGCUGCAAAGAACAAGGGCAAGGCGUGCCUUGCCGCCCUUGCAGCAGCUGCCUUCUGUCUCAACUUCAAAAGAUUGCCCUUCGUCUGGCACUUGCGUGUCUUCUACAACAUUUGGUUCCCGAGAAAGCGUUACUUUGACUCCCGGCCAGGCUCCAUUUUCAGGCCGGUUGUCACUCCUUCUCGUGUGGCCCUGCUUGAGACCGACUACAACUUGCAUAAGUCUAACAGCACCUACUUCUCUGACCUUGAUGUUGCCAGAACGGAUCUCCUUGCCGCCCUGCGGUCUCAGGCCAUCCGCGGCGGACUGUACAAGGAGUACAAGGAGGGCGUCCAAGUGCUUCUCGCCGGCACCUCUUGCAACUUCAAGAAGGAAAUCAAGAUCGGUGUAGCUUUCGACAUGCACAGCAGAAUUCUCUCCUGGGACCGCAAGUGGAUUUACGUCAUUACUCACUUUGCCGAGAAGCGAAAGAAGUCAGUGAACGGCAAGGCCCCUUCUCGUUCGCCCAGCGUCUAUGCGACAGCGAUCUCGAAGUGUGUCGUCAAGGCCGGCCGCCUGACGGUGCCGCCAGAGAAGUUCUUCCAGGCAGCGGGAGUACUCCGCACUGAGGUCCCCAACUUGAACUGGGUCGACGGAAACACUUCCUCCGAGUCGUUGAGCAAGUCCAAGAAGGAAAAGAAGUCAAAAGACAAGGACUCUAAGAAGAGGGACAAGGGAGAGAAGUCCUCCAGGAGACACGGAGAUUCCACCUCGUCACUGCCUACGGUCCCGGCCCCGCCCCCGCCGGUGGCCGGCGGCGGAUGGACAUGGGAACGUGUGGAGGAGGAGCGCGCCCGGGCCUUGAAGGUCGCCGAGGGCUUCGCGAACGGAUUGGAUGCAGCUCACGAAGAAUUCCGCAUUUUGGGAUGA